This is a messenger RNA of Nicrophorus vespilloides, 1242 nucleotides long. RefSeq lists its product as uncharacterized. The transcript is spliced from 3 exons. The record is from RefSeq and is a predicted model, not a curated record. Lineage: Eukaryota; Metazoa; Arthropoda; Insecta; Coleoptera; Silphidae. Bases 214 to 1095 code for a protein of 293 amino acids.
CUUAUAAAGCAGCACGUAGCCAUCAGCAACCUUCAGAUGCGUUUCAAGGUUCAAGGUGAGCAUAUCUACUUCCUUCUUUUGGGUCUCAUCCAUGUGUGAAAUGUGUGCAUAAACCAUCGGAGAAGAUAUCCAAAGAGAUUUAUAUACAGACGAGAUACGCAGACAAGUAUAUACUUCUUGCAGUAGACACAGAAAGUUUAUUUUUUUGGGAAGAUGCGUCAGGAAGCUUUCUUCGUCCUCGCUUCAGCUUUGGCUGUGGCGAGCGGCUUCGUGGCUGGAAACAGUGUUAAUGACAAUGUGAGUUUACGGGGCCCGAGGUCCAACAUCGAGAACUACAUGGAGAUCAUCAAAUGUGUCGGUCAAUGGAAUAUGGCCUGUGCCGUGGAUAGGGCUCAGGACCUCUUAAUUCAAACCAACGAAAGAUUCUUAGUGGAGGCCGACAGCCAGUCCGUGGCUCUGGGCAGGAAACAGAAUUCGGACGAGACACCGUCCUCCUUGAUCGAAUCCAUCAGCGGAAUCUUCUCCGAGAUCACCGAGAUCGUCUUCAAGAAUGGCAUCAGCGGUCUCUUCAGAGCUGCCAAGGAGGAAUCCCUGGAAGACGAAGAGGAGGAAGAAGAAACCGGAGCGGACGAUAAGAAAGAGGAGACCAAGGGCCGCGGAGUGAACGGAGUGGAGCGCGGCAAGAAGAAGAAGAAGAAGUUGAAAGCCAUCAUCAAGUUGCUUGUUCUCGGCGUUGUGCUUUUCGGAAAGAUCACUCUGCUUCUGAAGAUCUUAGCUGCUCAUCUACAAAUCAAAUUCUUGAUAAUCGCCGCCGCCGGUCUUCUGAUAAACGCGGCCAGAUUCUAUUUCGAUCUGAAGAAGGGACAUCAACCGCAGAAGGUGAUUUACUACGAGCAUGCUCAGCAUCAACAUCAUUACGAUGGUGGUGAGGAGGAAGGAUGGAGCGGUGGCGGCGGCGGUCACGGCGGUGGCGGUUACUGGUCCAGGAGAUCUUACGAGAACGAAGAGAAGGAUAAGUCUGCUCAGGAUAUGGCGUAUUCCCAUCAGAAACCGACUGGAUCCGAGGAAAGCACCAACUUUUCGUGGCUCAAAUAAUGCUCUUGACACUCAAUACAAACCUUUCCAGGUGGCAAUAAACUGAACGUUUUCGGUCUAGUCUAUACACUUAAAAUAAUACAAAAGAAAAGACGAAUAUCUUCUAAGGAUAUUAUUACAUUUAUCACAGGUUAAACUAUAUUUCUU